Lolium perenne is the source of this 1197-nucleotide messenger RNA. RefSeq lists its product as uncharacterized. Lineage: Eukaryota; Viridiplantae; Streptophyta; Magnoliopsida; Poales; Poaceae. The record is from RefSeq and is a predicted model, not a curated record.
ACACCAGUGGUCCCUUUCCGCUAUCUCUCUCUCUCUCAUCCUCCGGAGCGGAGCAACCCAAGCAGCAAAACCCAGACCAAUCCUCUCCCACACCUCCGUUGAUCGAUCUCGCCGCUUGCCAUGCCGCCGUCGGAGGGAGGGCUGGGCGUGUCGGAGUUCUCGCUCCCGGACGACGUCCUGGCGGUGCUGCCGCGGGACCCCUACGAGCAGCUGGAUCUGGCGCGCCGCAUCACGGCGCUGGCCGUCGCCGGCCGGGUCACGGCGCUCGAGCGGGAGGCGGCGCGCCUCCGGGACGGCGCCGCGGACAAGGACCGCGAGAACGCCGAGCUGCGGGAGCGCGUCGCGCUGCUCGACCGCGCGCUGCAGGAGACCAACGCCAGGCUCCGCGCCGCGCUCGAGGACAAUAUUAAGCUCAGCAAGGAGCGGGACUCGCUGGCGCAGACGUCCAAGAAGCAGGCGCGCGACCUGCAGAAGCUGGAGUCAUUCAAGAGGCAUCUGAUGCAGUCGCUCCGUGAUGAUAGCUCAUCGCCACAAGAAACAGUCGACAUUACAACAUGUGAUCUGUCAGUAUCAUCCAAAACCUCGUCCUGUGGAGAUGGAACUAUCAGCCAUUCUACAACAAAUCUAUUGAAUGGUUCUGUGGAUGUUGGAAGCACAACCAGAGAAGCAGCAAGGCCUCCAGUCCAAAAGUACGCCCUCUCGCCACACAUCAGCCAACGCCUUACGCCAGAAGCCACCCCGAACUUGAUGUCUACCACUGCUUCGCCAAGAGGAAUGUCUACCACAGCGACGCCAAAGCUGAUGUCUGGAGCUACCUCACCCUCAAAAACUCGAAUGGAGGGACACAUGUCAAUGACACCAUGGUAUUCAAGCAAGCAGUCAACUGCAGCAAACUCACCUCCAAGGGGACGUCCCAACCCAGGUCGCACUCCUCGUAUUGAUGGAAAAGAAUUCUUCCGUCAGGCCAGGAGCCGUCUAUCAUAUGAACAAUUUGGAGCGUUUUUAGCCAACAUCAAAGAGCUCAAUGCUCAUAAGCAGUCACGAGAGGAAACUCUCAAGAAGGCUGAAGAGAUAUUUGGUCCAGAGAGCAAGGACUUGUACCUGUCUUUUCAAGGCUUACUGAACCGCAGCUUGCCGUAGGGCACAUGAUUCACAUUGUUUCUGCUGGUAAGGUUUCUUACCGAACUAAAGAGUUCC